Tetrapisispora phaffii CBS 4417 is the source of this 3627-nucleotide messenger RNA. It is a transcript of the gene COP1, whose product is annotated as coatomer subunit alpha. Gene Ontology annotation, biological process: retrograde vesicle-mediated transport, Golgi to endoplasmic reticulum; endoplasmic reticulum to Golgi vesicle-mediated transport; intra-Golgi vesicle-mediated transport. Lineage: Eukaryota; Fungi; Ascomycota; Saccharomycetes; Saccharomycetales; Saccharomycetaceae. Bases 1 to 3627 code for a protein of 1208 amino acids. The transcript has a single exon. The record is from RefSeq and is a predicted model, not a curated record. Gene Ontology annotation, cellular component: COPI vesicle coat. Gene Ontology annotation, molecular function: structural molecule activity; protein binding.
AUGAAAUUGUUAACAAAAUUCGAAUCGAAAUCUACUAGAGCUAAGGGGAUUGCUUUCCAUCCUUCUAGACCAUGGGUGUUAGUGGCUUUAUUCUCUUCUACAAUCCAAUUAUGGGAUUAUAGAAUGGGUACGUUAUUGCACAGGUUUGAAGAUCAUGACGGUCCAGUUAGAGGCAUCGACUUCCAUCCAACACAACCUCUGUUCGUUUCUGCUGGUGACGAUUACACAAUCAAGGUCUGGUCAUUGGAGACAAACAAAUGUCUAUACACUUUAGAAGGUCAUUUGGAUUAUGUUCGUACCGUUUUUUUUCACAGAGAAUUGCCAUGGAUUAUUUCUGCCUCCGAUGAUCAAACUAUUAGAAUAUGGAACUGGCAAAACCGUAAGGAAAUUGCUUGUAUCACUGGUCACAACCAUUUUGUCAUGUGUGCUCAAUUCCAUCCAACUGAAGAUUUGAUUGUUUCUGCAUCAUUGGAUGAAACUGUCAGAGUCUGGGAUAUCUCAAAAUUGAGAGAAAAACAUUCUGCUCCAGGUGGUGCCAACAUUCCAAGCACUUUUGAAGAAAAAAUUGCUGCUCAACAAAACUUACUCGAUGGUGGAUUUGGCGACUGUACCGUCAAAUUUAUUCUAGAAGGUCACACAAGAGGUGUUAACUGGGCUUCUUUCCAUCCAACUUUACCACUGAUUGUAUCCGGUGGUGAUGACCGUCAAGUUAAAUUAUGGAAAAUGAGUGCCACUAAAGCUUGGGAACUGGAUUCUUGUAGAGGCCAUACCAAUAAUGUCGAUAGUGUUAUUUUCCAUCCAACUCAAAACUUAAUAAUAUCUGUUGGCGAAGAUAAAACUUUAAGAAUUUGGGACUUAGACAAGAGAGUCCCAGUUAAACAAUUCAAGAGAGAAAAUGAUAGAUUUUGGUUAAUUGCUGCACACCCAAACAUUAACUUAUUUGGUGCCGCACAUGACUCCGGUAUCAUGAUCUUUAAAUUAGAUCGUGAAAGACCAGCGUUUAACAUUUACCAAAAUAACUUAUUCUACGUUAAUAACGAAAAACAAUUACAGACUUUCGACUAUAACAAUAAAGUCUCUUCCUUACCUUAUGUUUCCUUAAAGAAAUUAGGUGAAACCUGGGUUGCGUUUAGAAGUAUUUCAUAUAAUCCUUCACAACAUUCCGUCCUAGUUAACCAAGGUGAUGACCAUUACAGUCUAGUUGUUUUACCAAAACAACCAACUGGUCCAGUUGACCCAACUAGUGUUGUCGAUGGCGAUGGUUUAUUUGCUCAAUUUGUUGCUCGUAACAGAUUUGCUACUUACAACAAGAAGAACAAUGUCAUAGAAAUUCGUUCUUUAGAUAACAAGGUUACCAAGUCCAUCAAUAUUGACAGUUCUGUCAGAGAUAUGGCUUAUGGUGGCCCAGGUAUGCUAUUGGUACUACAAGCUAAGGCCGUUACAUUGUUAGAUGUUCAACAAGGUAAGCCAGUUGCUUCAAUUCCUUUAAAGAAUGUUAAAUACAUUUCUUGGUCUCCAGAUGGUCAAUACUUAGCUCUUAUUAGCAAGCAUACCAUCUCUAUUACCAACAAAAAGUUACAAAUGGUUUACACAAGACAUGAGACUAUUCGUGUCAAGAGUAUUGCUUGGGAUGAAACUAAUGUUUUGAUUUACUCUACAUUGAACCAUAUUAAAUACUUAUUGUUAAAUGGUGAUUUAGGUAUUAUCAAGACUUUAGAAAAAACUUUAUAUAUCACUAGAGUCCAAGGUAAAUUAUUGUACACUUUAAACCGUGAUGGUGAAGUUCAAAUUUUAUCAAUUGAUCCAACUGAAUACCGUUUCAAGAAGGCUUUAACAAACGGUAACUAUCCUGAAGUUAUGCGUAUAAUUAAGAACUCCAAUUUAGUGGGUCAAAAUAUUAUUUCUUACCUACAGAAAUCUGGUCAUCCAGAUGUUGCUUUGCAAUUUGUUCAAGACCCACAAACUAGAUUCGACUUAUCUGUUGAAUAUGGUAAUUUGGAUGUUGCACUAACUGAAGCUAAGAAACUAGAUAACUCCAGUACUUGGACUAGAUUAAGAACAGAAGCUAUGACCCAAGGUAAUAUAAAGAUUGUUGAAUUAGUCGAUCAAACUUUAAGAUCAUUUGAUCAAUUAUCUUUCUUAUAUUUGAUUGGCGGUGAAAGAACUAAAUUAUCAAAGAUGGAAAGUGUUGCACAAAGUAGAAACGAUAUUUCUAGUUCCAUCUUAAACAGUGUUUAUAACAAUUCGAUUACUCACAGAUCAAACAUUUUUGCUAAUGCUGGUUCGUUGCCUCUAGCUUAUGCUGUUGCUAAGGCAAAUGGUGAUGAGGAUGCUGCCGCUGCUUACCUAGAACAAGCUGGCAUUGACGAACAAGACGUUACUUUACCUGAUGUAAUGAAUCCAUCUAAUUUCGUUAAAGAGCCUGUUAUUCAACCAAUGGAAAGCUGGCCAUUAAAUGAAGCGGAAUUAUCCUAUUUCGAAAAGGCUGUUUUAGGUCAAAUUGAAGAUUUAAGCUUGGAUGAACCUGUCGAAGAUGAAAGCGUUUCCAGAUCGCAUGUGCAAGGUGAAGAUGCCUUCUUCGACGACGAAGAUGCUGCCGAAGGCGAAGAUGCAUGGGACAUGGGUGAUGACGAUUUAGAUAUCGAUGAAACUUCAGUUAUUGCACCAACUGCUGUCGAAGAUCAAGCUGCUGUCGUUUCUACUCCAGGCUUAGAUCAAGAGACUUCUAUUUGGGUCAAGAACUCUAAAUUACCAGCAGUUUUAGCUGCUUCUGGUGCUUUCGAUGCCGCUGGCCAUGCUUUAAAUAAACAAGUCGGUAUUGUUAACUUCGAACCUCUAAGAAAAUACUUUGUUGAAAUUUAUGAAGGUAGCAGAACCUAUAUGAUUUCUGAACCAUCUGAAUUACCCAGUAUCCAAGGUCAUAUUCGUGCUUUUGCUGAUGAACCACAAGAAGCUGAAAUUUUGCCUUACAUUCCAGGUGUUGAUGUUGUCACUGCCAAGAUGAAUGAAGGUUUUAAACAUUUCAAGGCCAACAAAUUGACCGAAGCUAUUGAAUCGUUCCGUUCAGCUAUUUAUCACAUCGUCUUGUUAGUUGUAUACAAUGAAGAGGAUGAAAAGUUUGCUCGCAGCACCUUAGAAAAAGCUAGAGAAUAUAUUUUAGGUCUAUCGAUCGAAUUAGCUCGCCGUGCCCUACCUGAAGAUGAUAUUAAACGUAACCUAGAACUGGCUGCUUACUUCACGAAGGCCAAGUUAGCUCCAGCCCAUCACAGUAACGCUCUACAAGUUGCAAUGUCUCAAAACUUCAAGAAUAAGAACUUUGUACAAGCUUCUUACUUCGCUGGUAAGUUCCUACAAAUCAUGGACUCGGGUCCAAGAGCUGAGCAAGCCAAAAAAAUCAAGGAUAAAUCUGAUUCCUUAGCUAAUGAUGCUGUUGAAAUCGAUUUCGAUCCGUAUGCUGAGUUUGACAUCUGUGCUUCAUCUUACACUCCAAUAUAUAAAGGUGAACCUAGCGUUCAAGAUCCAUUAACUGGUGCUAAAUAUCACAGUUCUGAAAAGGACAAUAUCGAUAAAAUUGCCUUAAUCUCUAAAGUUGGUACUCCAGCCUCCGGUUUGAGAAUUUUAAUUUAA